This is a messenger RNA of Hydra vulgaris (swiftwater hydra), 1716 nucleotides long. Its product is annotated as NAD kinase. Gene Ontology annotation, molecular function: NAD+ kinase activity. The record is from RefSeq and is a predicted model, not a curated record. Lineage: Eukaryota; Metazoa; Cnidaria; Hydrozoa; Anthoathecata; Hydridae. Gene Ontology annotation, biological process: NADP+ biosynthetic process; NAD+ metabolic process.
AAUAAAUGCUUAUUAUUACAGUUAAGCUGUUUUAAAGUCAACGUGAAACUUGUGAUAGUAGUAAUUUUGUUUAAUAUAUAAUCUGAAGAUUAUUACAAAGCAUAUGCAACAUGCAAUAUGGCAUUUGUAAAAAGCGGCAAAAAUGAAGAUGUCUUCAAAGGUUGUCUAGAAGAAAAAAUGAAGUCAAAAGUAUGUUUAAAUAAGGCUACCAUGGCAUACGAGGAAAGUGAUGAAAAAAAAGAAAUCAUUGAAAGUGGCCAAGUGGAAGAAGAGGAGUCAAAGUUAUGUUUAAAGAAAAUGGCUGAAAUUUCAUUAAGCAAUCAAGUUCUUGAUAUAGAAAAAAAGCUAAAUAGUGCAACAACUCUUAAUGGUCACGAACUUACUACUAUAACUGAACUAAACCGAAGUAGUUCACUGUAUUCUCAUUCUAUAGAACUUGUAAAUUUCAAAAGAGAUGUGUUUUUACUUGGCCCUCAGCCCAACAAUAAUUUUGGUCCAAGUGCACUUUUGGCUAGUGUGCAGUGUACAAAGGAUGUUAAUAGCUUUGGUGUGAUAGAUCCUUCACUGCAAUGUCUUGAAUGGAAGGCAAAACCUCAAAAUGUUCUCCUUGUUAAAAAGAUAUCUGAUAAUGAUGUAAGCAAUGAAUGCAAGAAAGUAAUUCAAUGGUUAAUUGAAGAAAAGGGUAUGACAGUUAUUGUUGAAGACCGUGUUUUGGUUGAGGAUAAUUUUUUAUUUGAUGAUGUAUUUUCAUCCAAGUAUUUAAAUAAAUUGCUGCCACUGAUAGGUAAAAAUGGGAAACGUGAAUCUGUUGAUUUAAUUGUUUGUAUGGGUGGAGAUGGUACCUUGUUGCAUGUGUCUUCUUUAUUUCAAGGUUGUUGUCCGCCAGUAAUAUCUUUUCAUUUGGGAUCUAUGGGUUUUUUGGCCCCAUUCGCUAUGGAUAAUUUUCGAGCUGCUUUAAACAAUGUUCUAGCAGCUGAUGUUGGUCUGCAGUUAAGAAGUCGUUUAAAGUGUCAGAUAAGAAAGCAAGUUUUGAAAGGAUCUCGGGGAAAUGUUGAAGGAAGCGAAAUUGAUUUUGAAUAUUUAGUGAUGAAUGAAGUAGUGAUUGAGCGUGGUUCAUCAUCUGUGACCAAUGUAGAAAUAUAUUGCAAUGGGCGUUUUAUAACUGUUUUGUUUGGUGACGGUCUUAUUAUUUCUACGCCAACUGGAAGCACUGCAUAUUCGGCUGCUGCAGGAGCUUCAAUGGUUCAUCCUAGCGUUCCUGGUAUUGUAUUGACUCCCAUUUGUCCUCACUCACUUUCUUUUCGUCCUAUUGUCCUUCCAGCUGGUGUAGAACUAAAGGUUCUUGUAUCAAAAGGCUGUAGUAAAAACGAACCACGUUGCUCAUUUGACGGUCGCUAUUCUUGUUUUCUAAGUAAAAUGUUGUUCCUUCGCGUUACGACCUCAGUCUAUCCGGUGCCUUGCAUCAGUCAUCAAGAUCAUUUAGUAGAUUGGUUUGAAAGUCUUGCGGCAUGUUUACAUUGGAAUAAAAGAGAAACCAAGCGAGCACAUACUUCGUAAGAUUUUAGUAAACGGUGUUGUUUUCGUGUACAUAGUUCCACGGUUUAUUGAAGAAAUUCGAUACUUGUUUAUAUUAUUUAUUUUUCUAGAAAACUUGUUUUAUAAUUAUUUUUAAUUUUUUACCUUUAAAAUACACGAAUAAAUAACUUUAAUUUUUUA